GGCUGCGGAAGCGACUUAAUCCUUGGAAGAUACCUGAUUGAGGCAACCGAUUGUUGGACGCAACUAAUCCGUACACAAUCCCAAGUGAAGCCUUUUGCAGAUAUUCCCAUCCACUCCCUUUCCCAGUCAUUGAGCGAUCAAAUUCGCAGGCGCUAUUAUCGUAUCGCAGAUCGCGGCUCAAAACGUCCCCAAAAUCCCAAACUUUGAACCAUAGGGAUAUGUUCAUGACAACCUAGAUGGCCAAUAUGUCCCCUUCCAGAGGUUAUAUCACGACCUACCCGCCACGAGUGCGUCAAUAUGCAAACGCACUCUUCACACCCGUCAUUCCUCAGACUCAGGUCGGUCCGACGCCACGAACCACGAAACGAGGGACUGCAGCCAUCAACUACGCGGAAGAUGGCUUCGACGAUGACGACUUUGAUGAUAGUGAAGGUCCCCGACGACCUACAGGUCUCAGAAGCCUUCGGCGAGAGGAAUCUUCGUUCGACAAAGCGGCGUUGGCCGAAAAGCUGGGAAAGGAGGCACACGCGCCAGUAGAGGUUCAAGGGAUAUUUCGGGAUUGGAUGAUUAAGAAGAUGAUACGACCCGCGUACCCCGGCAUGUUGUUGACCCAGCGAUUAACACGACGCUGCCUGCGUACAGGCGACCUGAUCCCUUACCUGCGUUUCGGAUCAAGGACACGUUUAUGUGGAAUCUUCAUGAAGCGUUUUCUACCCCUGAAGAGUUUGCUACUGGAUUUGUCCAUGACUUGGACCUUCCCAACCAGCAUGCAUGACCCUGGCGAUCGCUACCCAGAUCCGCCAGCAAUUAGAGGAAUAUGCGGGCGUCGCGCUACAUCCGUUGUUUCAAAGUACACAACCAAAAUCAGCCGCUCCACAAGCAGGUUUAUCGCGAGACGCAUCCAAUACUCCCGCGCCUCCCCAUACUGCGACACCGGACAGCCGAGGCACACUGGUGACAGCGACGAAAGAGCCCCUUGUAAACGACAAACAAGCUAUAUACGGACAAGUUCGAGUGGUCCCUCUUACAUCCUCCUGGGAUGGCCGAGGAAUUCGCAAAGGUUACUUUUGAAGCUCAAAAAGGAGGUCUGUGAGAGUGGCGGUCUAAUUAGCGGUCUAGGCAGCUACGGGACCGAAAUUGAUAAUCAAGCGGCCAACGGCGCUGAGGCAGGUUGGCGAUAUGACCCCGAAGGUCUCGGCGAUGAGUGGGAGCCUAAAGUUGAAACUCUGUCCAAGGAAGAAAUUGAGAAGCGCGAGGGAGACCGCGAGCGACAAAUUCGACGCUUACGUCGCGAAACAGCACGGUUCUCUUCAACGGCGGGCAUCACGCCUGAUUUUGCACGGCACGGAGGCGGCUUCUUUGAUGUUGAUAGCGAAACUCCCCUAGGACGGGGCGAGAGAAACAAGCGUAAGAGACGGUUCCGUAGUCUCAGUCCGUCAGGCAGGGGAGGUACACCUGGCGGGCGAGGCACCCCAGACACCGGAUCAGGCGCCGGCUACGGUGGAGGUGGUGGGAACGACAAAAUUGGCGGUGCAGCAACUGCAUGGUAUGGGGAUCAGCGGUAUGGGCUGUACGCGACGGCCCAGCUGGCCCAAGAGUAUGCGAACCCACCCAUGGUUCAUCUUUACAACUGCUAA
This is a messenger RNA of Aspergillus nidulans FGSC A4, 1637 nucleotides long. Its product is annotated as putative RSC complex subunit Sfh1. Gene Ontology annotation, cellular component: nuclear chromosome. Gene Ontology annotation, biological process: chromatin remodeling. The record is from RefSeq and is a predicted model, not a curated record. Bases 237 to 1637 code for a protein of 466 amino acids. The transcript has 5 exons. Lineage: Eukaryota; Fungi; Ascomycota; Eurotiomycetes; Eurotiales; Aspergillaceae.